AUUUUUUUUAUUACUGACGUGUACAGUGCCACAAAAGCCAAAGUUAUUAUUAUUUUUUUUAAAUAUAUUAAAUAAUAAAUAAAAUUAUUCUUAUUUUGCAAUAUUAAAAAAUUAUUAAUCUACAAAAAGUCUGUAUUUGCCCUCGACGUAUCUCUAAGUUGAAAAAAACUCAUAAACAAACACAAAAUGAUUAAUGAGAAAUAUAAAUUCAUUUUCUAUUCUGUUGGAAUAUUUUGUUGCUAUUUCUAUUACGGUAUAAUCCAGGAGAAAAUUACGAGAGGUCAAUAUGGUAACACGAAAAAUGAAGAUGGAACAACAGGCGAAAGAUUCACCUGCGCUCUGGCCAUGGUGUGUGUGCAGUGCUUCUGCAAUGCUAUUUUUGCAAAAGGAAUGCUUCUGGCUAAACCGCAGAAAGAUGACACCACACCCACAAGCUACUAUGCAGUCUGCUCACUCACCUAUCUCUUGGCUAUGGUUAGUUCGAAUAUGGCCUUGCGGUGGGUGCCAUAUCCUACUCAAGUGGUUGGUAAAUCUGCAAAACCUAUUCCAGUGAUGAUUUUAGGAGUGUUGAUUGGGAGGAAGUCAUAUUCCUGGACGCGAUACGGAUGUGUGAUGACAAUAGUGGCAGGAGUAGUGCUCUUUAUGUACAAGGAAGGAAAAGUAAAUUCAAAUCUCGCCCAAGAAAAAACGGGUUUAGGAGAAUUACUUCUAUUGCUAAGCCUAUCCAUGGAUGGAUUUACGGGAGCAGUUCAAGAACGCAUGCGGUCUUCAAGUGCACCCACUGGGCAACAAAUGAUGCUGUCAAUGAAUUUCUGGAGUUCUAUGAUGUUGGGAUCAGCGAUGAUUUUCACAGGAGAAGGGAAAGAUUUCUUAUUAUUUACAUCCCGCCAUCCUCAGCUACUCACGCACUUAGCUACCCUCGCCUUCGCUGGUGCUCUCGGUCAGUUGUUUAUUUUUCUAAUGGUGGCUGGUUUUGGUCCAUUGGCGUGUUCUGUUGUGACAACUACCAGAAAGUUUUUUACCGUUCUCUUUUCCGUAAUAUUUUUUGGAAAUCUUCUUAUUCCCAGGCAGUGGCUCGGAGCGAUACUAGUGUUUGUUGGUCUAUUUGCCGAUAUGGUAUUUGGGAAGAAAUCGACAGCUAAAAAGCCGGUUGCAGAUGACAAAAAGAAGCUACUGUCGUAAGAAUGACUAUGGUAGAAUAAACAAGAUCAAUGUUGGAAUUCAUGAUUUUUCCCUUUUUUUGUACAAAUUUAACUUAUUUGAUGUUUAACUUUUGUGAAAAGUUUGAAAAAAAUAAAUCAUGUGUAUUUUGUAUCAAAAUA
This is a messenger RNA of Episyrphus balteatus (marmalade hoverfly), 1322 nucleotides long. It is a transcript of the gene meigo, whose product is annotated as solute carrier family 35 member B1 homolog. The record is from RefSeq and is a predicted model, not a curated record. Bases 187 to 1182 code for a protein of 331 amino acids. Lineage: Eukaryota; Metazoa; Arthropoda; Insecta; Diptera; Syrphidae. Gene Ontology annotation, cellular component: Golgi membrane; endoplasmic reticulum membrane. Gene Ontology annotation, molecular function: UDP-galactose transmembrane transporter activity; UDP-glucose transmembrane transporter activity. Gene Ontology annotation, biological process: UDP-galactose transmembrane transport. The transcript is spliced from 3 exons.